Sapajus apella (tufted capuchin) is the source of this 2372-nucleotide messenger RNA. It is a transcript of the gene KHK, whose product is annotated as ketohexokinase. Gene Ontology annotation, biological process: fructose metabolic process. Gene Ontology annotation, molecular function: ketohexokinase activity. Lineage: Eukaryota; Metazoa; Chordata; Mammalia; Primates; Cebidae. The transcript is spliced from 8 exons. The coding region runs from base 516 to 1412 and encodes 298 amino acids. The record is from RefSeq and is a predicted model, not a curated record.
GGCGGGGCGGCCGCGAUAGCGAGCUUCAGAUACAAGGCCCAGCUCUACCCCGCGGGUCCAGGGUGGGGAGUCGGAGACGCAGGUGCAGCAGAGGGCAGGGCAAGUAGCGCAUUUCCAGCCCAUUUUCUUUUGCAUUCUCGAGAUCGCUUAGCUGCGCUUUAGAAACGUUUGCAUCGGCUCCGAGUCCAUCUGACAAGCAAGGGAACUGAGGCUGAGAAGUGGGAGGUGUUGCCAUCUGCAGGCCCAGGCAACUGCUAAGGGAAGACCGGGGAACAAGACCUCGGGGGUAGCUUUCCCAGGCCACCUCUGGUCUUUGGGCGUCCGGAGCAAGGGCCCUGCUCCGUUCGUUCCCUGCACCCCGCGCUGCUGCAGGUGGCUCCCUGGAGGAGGAACUCCCACGUGGAGGAGGAGCCAGGGCAGCUCCUGGGAGCGGGGACACCAUCCUCCUGGAUAAGAGACAGAGGCCGGGAGGAACCCCUUCAGCCGGGCGGGCAAGAAGCUCUGGGAGCAGCCUCAUGGAAGAGAAGCAGAUCCUGUGCGUGGGGCUAGUGGUGCUGGACGUCAUCAGCCUGGUGGACAAGUACCCUAAGGAGGACUCGGAGAUAAGGUGCUUGUCACAGAGAUGGCAGCGCGGAGGCAACGCGUCCAACUCCUGCACCGUUCUCUCCUUGCUCGGAGCCCCCUGCGCCUUCAUGGGCUCCAUGGCCCCUGGCCAUGUUGCUGACUUCCUAGUGGCUGACUUCAGGCGGCGGGGCGUGGAUGUGUCUCAGGUGGCCUGGCAGAGCAAGGGGGACACACCCAGCUCCUGCUGCAUCAUCAACAACUCCAAUGGCAACCGUACCAUUGUGCUCCAUGACACGAGCCUGCCAGAUGUGUCUGCUAAGGACUUUGAGAAGGUUGAUCUGACCCGGUUCAAGUGGAUCCACAUUGAGGGCCGGAAUGCAUCGGAGCAGGUGAAGAUGCUGGAGCGGAUAGACACGCACAACGCCAGGCAGCCUCCGGAGCAGAAGAUCUGGGUGUCCGUGGAGGUGGAGAAGCCGCGAGAGGAGCUCUUCCAGCUAUUUGGCUAUGGAGACGUUGUGUUUGUCAGCAAAGAUGUGGCCAAGCACUUGGGGUUCCGGUCAGCAGGGGAAGCCCUGAGGGCCUUGUAUGGUCGUGUGAGGAAAGGGGCUGUGCUUAUCUGUGCCUGGGCUGAGGAGGGCGCCGACGCCCUGGGCCCUGAUGGCAAAUUGCUCCACUCGGAUGCUUUCCCGCCACCCCGUGUGGUAGAUACCCUGGGGGCUGGAGACACCUUCAACGCCUCCAUCAUCUUCAGCCUAUCCCAGGGGAGGAGCAUGCAGGAAGCACUGAGAUUCGGGUGCCAGGUGGCCGGCAAGAAGUGUGGCCUGCAGGGCUUUGAUGGCAUCGUGUGAGGGCUGUGCAGCAGGAGGAGCUGGCUCCCCAACACCACGGAAGCUGCCUGCCAUUGCGGCUGCAUCGCCUUCUCCCCUCCAUUCAGCCUGGCAUCCAGGUUGCCCUGCUCACGGGACAGAUGCAGGCCAUAGGGAGGACUCUGCCUGUGUCCUGUGUUCCCCACACGUCUCUCCCUGCAGAGCCUCAGAGCAAAUAAAUCUUCCUCAGAGCCAUCUUCCCCUGGCAGCUUCUGUCCUGGAUGUCUGGACUGCUCUGGCUGGGCAUUCCGGAGGCUCUGACUCUUCAGUCCUCCCUCUUUGUGUCCAUUCCCCCAAUUAACCUCCCUGCCCAGGCCCAGAGGAGGGGUUGCCUGGGCCAGAGCAGCAAGAAGUGCCCCAGGCUUGCCACCAGCUCUGUCCUGGCUGGGGAGGACACUCAGCCAGCCCAUACCCAGCGAAUUUGCUGAACAACCAGAAGCCGUGAGAGCUGCUCGGGGCCUGGGAGUCCACAUGGCUGAGCCAAACUGACAGGUCAGUGGGCGGGGUGCCUCCUCUGCCCUGCCCACCAGCCUUUGUUGUCCAAAAAUAUCUCCUCCUGCUGACUGCCCCAGAGCCUGAAAGUCUCACCUUUGGAGACCACCUUGGAAUUAAGGGGGUGCCUCAGCCACAAAUGUGACCCAGGAUACAGAGUGUUGCUGUCCUCAGGGAGGUCGGAUCUAAAACAUGUAUUGAAAUUGGGGCCAACUCCAAUAUAGGGGGAUAAGGCCUUAUAAUGUAAAGAGCAUGGGCUUUAGAGUCAGAGAGACCUGGAUUCAAAUCUGCCAUUUAAUUUGCUGCAUGUCACCUUACGGUACAGUGCUUAACACAAUCUGCCUCAAUUUCUUCAUCUGUCAAAUGAAGCCAGUUCUGCUUGGUCAUAGAAUUAUUGUGAAGAUAAAAUUAUAUAAUAUAUAAAAUGCCCAGCAUGAUGCCUGAUGUGUA